GAGCGACGGGGAGGGAAUUGUGUGUGGCCGGUCUCUCGAGACUUCCCCAAGCGUGCCGGCUCUGACAGCAACCAGGAGUGUGGGCUUCUCCUCUAGCUCUCUUCAUCUACCUCAGAGAGAGCCGCAUCCCGCACCCUCUGGGCUUACACUGAGAAAGGGAAUUUGCACCUGCUGCUGCUGUGAGCGCUCCCUUCUAGAGGGCCGGGCAAGAUGCACACCACACAGAAGGACACUACCUACACCAAGAUCUUCGUCGGGGGGCUGCCCUAUCACACCACGGACUCCAGCCUCAGGAAGUACUUCGAGGUCUUUGGAGACAUAGAGGAGGCGGUGGUGAUCACGGACAGACAGACCGGCAAGUCUCGGGGCUAUGGCUUUGUCACAAUGGCAGACAGAGCCGCAGCUGAAAGGGCUUGCAAAGAUCCCAAUCCAAUUAUAGAUGGCAGAAAGGCAAAUGUGAAUCUUGCAUACCUGGGAGCAAAACCACGGAUAAUGCAGCCAGGUUUUGCAUUUGGUGUUCAGCAGAUUCACCCGGCACUUAUACAAAGACCUUUUGGAAUCCCUGCACAUUACGUUUACCCACAGGCUUAUGUGCAGCCUGGAGUCGUAAUUCCACAUGUCCAGCCGACAGCUGCUACAUCCACAAGCCCCUACAUUGACUACACCAGUGCUGCCUAUGCACAGUACUCUGCUGCUGCCGCUGCUGCUGCUGCCGCCGCAUAUGAUCAGUACCCCUAUGCUGCCUCUCCAGCUGCAACAGGAUACGUCACCGCUGCGGGUUAUGGUUAUGCAGUCCCGCAACCACUUACAGCUGCAGCACCAGGAUCUGCUGCUGCAGCGGCUGCUGCCUUUGGUCAAUACCAGCCACAACAACUGCAAGCUGACCGCAUGCAGUAGCACUUAGACUUUUGAGCAAGUCAAUCACUCUCUUGUUUUCAGCCAUCCUGUUUCAGUAGAUGAGACCAUGUACAUUUAGGCAAAUGGCUUUAACUAAAAUUGAAAAAAAAUUUUUUUGGAGAGCAAAAGUAUUCCAGCUUCUCUAUGCAGUACAUAUCCAUGACUGGUGUACAUGUUGAUUAUCAAGGACAAGCUAAUAUACAACUUGAAAAGAUUAUUAAUUUGAUACGGCACAAUGAGACUUUUUGUAUCAGGGAAAGAAACUGCCUUUAACUAAUCUAGGAUGACUUUUUCUGUAAAUAGUAAAUUCUUUUUUUUUUUCUAUUUUCACAAAGCUUCUAAACCAGGGAAAUAUCAGCAAUAUGUAGCCUGUUCAGAGUAAAACAUGGGCAGCAGAGACAGUCGCGUCUUCUCAGUGCAGCCUUUUUUUUUUUUUUUCUAAAGUGUUCAUGGUCUCAGAAUGGGCAUGGAAGAACAUGACCUGCUGGUCACAGGAUGGGCAGGCACCAAAGCAAUCUUCUUGUCUGUCCUCUACAUGAGUGGAACUAUAUGGAGCAAGUGAUGUGGAAUUAACAUGUGCAACAGCUGUACAGACAAUCAAUAACACAGACCGUUCUGGAGAGAACACAUCACUUGUGCUUAUUUGAUGAGCUUGUCACAUUCUAAUCCCUCUCCCCAUCCUGUUUCGCUUUUGGGAAACUUUGAACCGCUGGUGUCAGCUUUUCUGCUUCUGAAACGGGAUCAGUCCUUUACUAAAACAGCCUUCUAUUUUAUUACUCCUAUUCAUAGCUUGCAGCCUACAAAAAAAAGCAACUUGCUAAGUUUAACCCUUUAAAGAACUGGGGGAUUUUUCUUUUUGUUCAUCCCCUUGGUUAAAAAAAGGUAUGACGUUGCAUUGCAGUUUUUUAAAGGGUUAAUUCAAAAUGGUCUGUACUGUGCCUUAACUGUAAUGUUAUUGAAAGAAACAUAUAUUUAUUUUGAAAGUUUUACUACAGUGUGCUCUGAAGAAGGGACCUUUAGAUGCAACACGAAAAUGAUGUAUUCAUCUCAUGGUAUAAGUUAUUUAAGUAAGUUUAGAUGUAGUAAAUUAAAAUAUUAAUCUAUUCAACUAAAAAUGUUGACCUGGAUUUAUUUAAAUUCUGUAUGUGCACUGUAUAAUGAUAUCCCUAACUUAACAUUUAGAAUUUUACAUUAAAUUUGUUUAGCUUUAUUAGCUUUAUUAUUUUUUUUUUCUCCUUUCUGACGACCCCUCUUGCGCAAUAACACAAAACAUUUAAUUUAUACGUAGGGGGUAACUUCUGAAUUUUUUUUUUUUCCUAAUUAGUAAAGUGCUGCUUUACACAACAAACUUGUAAAAACUGCAAUACUUGCAAUUUUUAUUCUUGAACUUAAGUUUAAAUAUUUUACACUGUAAUGGGUUUUUAUACUUGAAAAAAAAAA
Messenger RNA from Xenopus laevis (African clawed frog), 2337 nucleotides. RefSeq names its product RNA binding motif protein 24 L homeolog (gene rbm24.L). Gene Ontology annotation, molecular function: mRNA 3'-UTR binding; RNA binding; nucleic acid binding. NCBI's taxonomy places the organism in Eukaryota, Metazoa, Chordata, Amphibia, Anura, Pipidae. Gene Ontology annotation, cellular component: nucleus; cytosol; cytoplasm. Gene Ontology annotation, biological process: regulation of alternative mRNA splicing, via spliceosome; mRNA stabilization; regulation of RNA splicing. The record is from RefSeq and is marked provisional.